Molecule: messenger RNA, 1254 nt
Organism: Parnassius apollo (apollo)
Lineage: Eukaryota; Metazoa; Arthropoda; Insecta; Lepidoptera; Papilionidae
Source: the annotation of a GenBank genome assembly
AUGAUUGGGUGUUUAUUUUUGACCACAACAACACUUCUAGGAGGUGAACCAAAAAUAUUGCAUAAGCAAACGUUAAAGCAGGUUAAACUUCAAACUCAAACUGUGUUUGAGUUUGAAGGCUCUCAACUACGAGCUCCAGCCGAGGUCACUUUUCAUAUGAGUUCCGACGAAGAAGAUGAUGUACCUUUGUCAAGUUUGUCAAAAAGAAGACGCGCGAUGGAUUUGACUUUAGAAGAUAGUGACGCCGUACCUUCUUGUACUUCAGAUGUGUCAACUAAUUCUACAUUUGUUCAGCCUACAGUUCCCCGAAACCAAACCUAUAGAUGGAAGAAUCGUCGUAUUCCAAACCAUUUCAAUCAAUGGAAUGACGAACAAGGACAGAGGAAUAAAGUGGGCAAAGUAACUGUUUCUGAAAUGAAGUGUUUCUUGGGCAUCCUUAUGUACAGCGGGUAUGUAGCAGUACCCCGUAGGUUUAUGUAUUGGGAGACAUCGACAGAUGCCGACUUUAGGAUUGUGCACAACGCUAUGUCAAGAGAUCGUUUUACUUUUAUUAUGUCAAAUCUCCACUGCUGUGAUAAUACAGUUCUUGGUGAUUCUCCUGACAAAUUCGCUAAGUUGAGACCUCUGUUUGACGAGUUAAAUAAAAUCUUUACUGAAAUGGCUCCGCUAGAAGAGAACUACAGCAUAGAUGAGGCUAUGGUUCCAUACUAUGGACGUCACAGUUGCAAACAGUUUAUACGUGGUAAACCAAUUCGUUGGGGGUAUAAACUGUGGGUUGGUGCUACAAGAUUAGGCUACGUGAUUUGGUUUGAUCCUUACCAGGGAAAAUCUUCAACCAUUGCAGAAGGUUACAAACAGUUUGGUCUAGGUGGGAGUGUGAUUUUGGAGUUUGCUGAUGUUCUACAAGGUCGUGAUCCAACAUUGCCAUUUCAUUUAUUCUUCGACAAUUAUUUUUCCUCUAUUCCUCUACUGCAUGAACUUAGUAAUAGAGGCCUGAGAGCCACUGGAACUAUUCGUGAAAACAGAACGUCCAAGUGUCCUCUCGAGUCUAACAAAGAUUUCAAAAAUACUGAUAGAGAAUACUUCAAUUUGCAUUUUGGGAGACCCCAAGUUGACAUCUGUUGUGAAAGGCUUAAUAUCAGUAUACAGAAACCAGACCUCAAUGCACUAGCUGCAAAGGUAGAAUUGGCAGUACACAAAAGAAGAGCUAAAAAAAAUUUACGCAAGUAUUUUAGAAGUUCAAGAGCUCAGUAA